This is a messenger RNA of Megalops cyprinoides (Indo-Pacific tarpon), 1806 nucleotides long. RefSeq names its product charged multivesicular body protein 4C (gene chmp4c). The transcript has 5 exons. Gene Ontology annotation, cellular component: cytoplasmic side of plasma membrane; multivesicular body; ESCRT III complex. The record is from RefSeq and is a predicted model, not a curated record. NCBI's taxonomy places the organism in Eukaryota, Metazoa, Chordata, Actinopteri, Elopiformes, Megalopidae. Bases 249 to 920 code for a protein of 223 amino acids. Gene Ontology annotation, biological process: late endosome to vacuole transport via multivesicular body sorting pathway; vesicle budding from membrane.
UUUUAAAUAAUCAGCAAAUUUACGAAGGAAUCGGAUUGUUCUUUUCCGUCCUCCUCCAGGUGUCACAUUUCAGGAAACGGCAGGUGUGGCGUUCUGUUUAGAUUCAAAACGCUACCUAGCUGGGUAACAACUUUACUACUUUGAAAGCCAGACAUUCUGGAAGUGCAGGUCUUCCGCCGCCACUUUCUCACCUGCACAUUUUGCCAUCCUUAUAGCAUAAUCAAAUAUUAAGAAAUAUUUUCGACAUUAUGAGUAAAGUUUCGAAGAUGUUUAAGGGGAGCUCCAGCUCUUCUAAGUCGAAACACAGGGCAGGUCCGUCUGCUCAGGAGGCCAUCCAUAAACUUCGGGAAACGGAGGAGAUGUUAACGAAAAAACAGGAGUAUCUGGAGAAAAAAAUCGAGCAGGAAAUCGCGACCGCGAAACGGCAUGGGACCAAAAAUAAAAGAGCUGCCCUGCAGGCACUAAAGAGGAAGAAGCGCUUUGAGCAACAACUGACUCAGAUUGAUGGAACCCUCUCCACCAUCGAGUUCCAGCGAGAGGCGCUGGAGAAUGCCAACACCAACACGGAGGUGCUCAAGACCAUGGGGUUUGCUGCCAAGGCCAUUAAAGGAGUGCACCAGAACAUGGACCUGGACAAGAUAGACUCUCUGAUGCAGGAUAUCACCGAGCAGCAGGAAGUUGCUCAGGAGAUAUGUGACGCUAUCUCCCGGCCAUUUGGAGAGGAGUUUGAUGAGGACGAGCUGCUAGCGGAGCUGGAGGAGCUGCAGCAGGAGGAGCUGGAGGAGAGCAUGCGGAACAUGGGCAGGCUGCCCAGCGUGCCGUCCACCGCGCUGCCCAGCCGGCCGAGCCAGCGCGCCCAUUCCAAGAAGAGAGUGGAGGAUGAUGCAGAUAUGGAGAGGCUGGCCUCCUGGGCUUCCUAACUCCCUCCGUCCCUAUUUGCCCACACAUAACUGCCACACUCGAUCAUACAAAACACAGGUGUUUGUGAUUGGCUGUAUGGUUUAUGAGUGAAAUGUGUACAUGGUGGCUUUGAAAGUUCAGGAUUUAAUUUUUUUUUUUUUUUUGCAUCCAGGGUAGUAUCUGAAUCUGAUUUGAUUGCUUUUAUCUCUGUUGUAUAUACUGCCCACGCAUAAGGUAGAGGACAGAAAGUUAUGUUAAUUACAGUUUCUAUGAAGGGUCCUACACAAUAAAACCUGACUAAGCAUAACUUAUUUCUUUGAUAAGCACUGCCUAAAUAUAUAUAAAUGCUUAUGCCAACUGAAAAACUCUCUUAGGCUGUUGUAUAAUGUCAUCUAUGUCAUAACUGACUCUGGACGUAACAAAGCAGAAUGUCAUUGUCACAUGGCAUGGGUGGUUACACAGCACAGGCUGCAACACUACAUCAGUUGGCGUAAGUGGUUAUGUGUCAUUACGUGAUGAAGAAUUAUGUAACUCUUACAAAAGCUAUGGAAUUCUUGUAUAGAGCACCGCUUUGAAAGUGUUAGUAGUAGUCCUAGUAGUGUCCUACUUUGCAGGUGUGAAGUAACUCCUUUCAGGGUAAAUGAUAUGAAGGAAUGAAAGCAUGCUGAGUGGUGGGUUGAACAGUGGAUACUGUAUCUAAAGGUGAUGGGUUAGGAUGCUGCUGUUGUAUCGUUGAGCAAGGGGCUUUGCCUCACUUAAAGAUCCGGUUUUAUGAAUAGGUUAUAUUGUGCAUAAAGUGCAACAUUUUAAUUAUUUUAAAUUGCCCUGGAUAAGGGUGAGAGACUGCUAAGUACAUAAUGAUGAAUACAAGCAUUGUUACUGUUGGAAUUGUCAAAUGGACUGCAA